GGCUGAGCAUGGACCAAUCAGAAUCAAGUUCAAGUUUAAGAGUGGUUGCUGCGCAACUGUUGACAUGCUGCGAUAGUGAACAUAAAAUAUACAACAUCUUUACAGUCAUUGAUCCAAACGUAAAGGAGGAGCUGAGGGAGAAAAAAAGACAAACACUUGAAGCAGAAGCCACCAAAUAUGUUGAAAUAAAUGAGUUAAUCGCUAAAAGGCUGGCAAAAGACUUUGGUGAAGAUGUUAGCAGGGCAGCUCUGACUGAGGUCAUGUGAUUGUGUGCAGCUUUCACCCACAAACAGUGUUUCCAGCUUGAGUUUUGCAUCUCGUAUCUCCAUUAAUUGUCAACCGCCCCACAUCUAACCAUCAAAGACCACAGCGCAUCUCAUCUGGAGCAGGUUGUAAGAUUGUUUGCAGCUUUUCACCCACAAACAGGGUUUCCAGCUCGAGUUCUGCAUCUCGUAUCUCCAUUAAUUGUCAACCGCCCCACAUCUAACCAUCAAAGACCACAGCGCAUCUCAUCUAGAGGAGGUCAUGUGAUUGUGUGCAGCUUUUCACCCACAAACAGUGUUUCCAGCUCGAGUUCUGCAUCUCGUAUCUCCAUUAAUUGUCAACCGCCCCACAUCUAACCAUCAAAGACCACAGCGCAUCUCAUCUAGAGGAGAUCAACAGAAAGAGAACAAAGAGAGUCAAGAAUUGAGUGAAGCGGGGGAGAAAGAAUCAUGCCAAAGCUGAGAAACUCACAGACUAAAAGUCCUUUACCUAAAGAAAAAUCCCCAAAUUCUUCCAACUGCCCUCAACGUCGUGAAACACAUCAGAAAGUUCAUCAUGUAAAAAAGCGGAUCACAUGUGAACAGUGCAAGAAGAGUUUCACACAGAAAAAACAGUUUGACGAACACUUGAAAACACACGCUGCAGAGAAGCUCUACUCAUGUGAUCAGUGUGAAAAGAGUUUCUCACGAAAGAUUGACCUUCACCAACACUUACAAGUCCACAGCGAUGAAAGGUUUUUCCCAUGUGACCAGUGUGACAAGAGUUUUAAACAGAAAGGAAAGCUACAGGAACACAUGAAAGUCCACAGAGAUGAGAGGCCGCACUCAUGUGACCAGUGCGGGAAAAGUUUCAAAAUGGUAGGAAACUUAAACAUGCACAUGAAAAUACACAGUGGAGAGAGGCCGUACUCAUGUGAUCAGUGCGGAAAGAGUUUUCCACUGAAAGGCACUCUUACGAAACACAUGAACACUCACAAGGAAGAGAAGUCUUUCUCGUGUGACCAGUGCGGGAAGUGUUUUAAAGACAAAAGUUAUUUACAGAAGCACAUGAUAAUCCACACCGGAGAGAAGCCGUACUCGUGUGAUCUGUGCGGGAUGUGUUUUUCGAUGAAAUCAAAGCUUCGCAUCCAUAUGAGGGUCCACACGGAAGAGAAGCCUUUCUCGUGUGAUCAGUGUGGGAAGAGUUUUAAAGCAAAGUCGUACUUACAGAAACACGUUAAAAUACAUUCGACAGAGAAGCCGCACUCAUGCGAUCAGUGUGGAAAGACAUUUUUGCUAAAAGCAAACCUUCAGCUACACUUGAAACUCCACAGUGAAGAGAAGCCUUUCUCAUGUAAACAGUGCGGGAAGAGUUUCAAAUUGGGAAUGUACUUACAGGAGCACAUGAAAGUCCACAGUGAAGUGAGACCGUAUGUGUGUGAUCAGUGUGAGAAGAGCUACAAGACGAAAUCCAAGUUGAACAUUCAUCUGCGCAUGCAUGCUGAAAAAAAACCCUUCAGCUGUGAUCAGUGUGGUAAAGAGUUUCUUUUGAUUGAAUACCUCAAGCAACAUAUGACGGUUCAUAGCAAGGUGACUCCUCAUAAGUGUCCAACAUGUGGAAAAUGCUUCAGGCUGCUGGAUAACUUCAAAAGACACCAGGAAAGACACACCGGCGUAAAGAAUCAUAUGUGCUUUGAUUGCGGGAAGACCUUUUAUAAAAGCAGUGAGCUGAUUAAGCACCAGAGAGUUCACACUGGGGAAAAACCUUUUAAAUGUUCGCACUGCGACAAGAGAUUCAGUCAUACGGGAAAUCUGCGAAAUCACGAGAGGGUCCACACUGGAGAGAGGCCGCACACAUGUGAUCAGUGCGGGAAAAGCUUCCAACAAAAACGCAUCCUUAACGAUCACAUGAAUAUCCACACUGGAGCGACGCCGUACUCGUGUGAUCAGUGCGACAAGAGUUUCUCCCAUUUAACUGCUUUAUAUUCGCACCGGCAGAUUCAUUCUAAAGAAACGUUUAACUGUGAACAUUGCAGCAAAACGUGCCCCUCUGCAGGGUUGCUGAAGAAGCACAUGAAGGUUCACACAUCGGAGAAGCCUUUUGCGUGUACUGUUUGUGAAAAGCGAUUUAAAUCUAAAGCGGGUUUCGAAGAUCACCUGAAAAUUCACGCUGGAGUAAAAUCGUAUGCGUGCAUCAAGUGUGAGAGAAUUUUUCGUAAAAUGAGCCAUUUGAGACGGCAUCAACUAGUUCACACUGGAGAAAAGCCGUAUCUCUGCGUUCCUUGUGGCAGGAAAUUCACCCAAUCGGGUUCUCUGCGAACUCAUGCAAAAAUUUGUCCAAAGUCAAAAUCUGUUGCUUAGCAAGUCAUCUUCAGUGAAACUCCUCCAACAACAGUUCACCCCUAUUGAAGCUCCUCUCCAUCAGUUGACCCUUAGUGAAUCUCCUCCCACAAGAGUACAACAAUGAAUGCUGAAAAAUAAGUGUAAUUGCGAAAAAUAAUAAAAAAUAAUAAUUGCGAAAUAAGUGACAAAAACCCUUCUCCUCAUUCAGUCAGUUACCUUUUCUAAGAAUCUAUACAAGAAAAAAAAGAAACAAAUAUCAUGUUGUUGAACUGAACAGAGGUUUUAAUCAUCUCUUCUAAAGUCAUACACGAGCUAAAUUUACUUUAUUGGAUUUGUUUUGUUGUGCCUUGUAUUUUUUCCAUCAGUAAAGAGGAUUUUUAAAAAAUG
Molecule: messenger RNA, 2972 nt
Organism: Danio rerio (zebrafish)
Lineage: Eukaryota; Metazoa; Chordata; Actinopteri; Cypriniformes; Danionidae
Source: RefSeq, a predicted model, not a curated record